AAACACCAAACGCCCCUCCUUGUAGUAUCUGAUUCUUCUUGUUCUUUCUUUCUAUGAGUGAUGACUGACUGAAUCAUUCAAUCCAUUCAUACAAAGCCCUAAUCUUUUCUCCAUUGCUAUUUUCUUCCACGCCACCAACACAAAUCAAUGGAGUAUCAACACCAUCAUCAACAUCCCCAGCAAUGGCGUCCCCCUCCCAGACCUCCUCCAAUCCAAGGUAACACCACCAUCUGUCCUACCUGCUCAUACUCUCACUUCCCUUUUUGCCCACCACCUCCUUCCUUCCCCUUUCACUCCGAUCACGCUCACUACAGGCCUGCUUUCGACCCCUAUCGACCACCACAUCCUGUUAAUGCUAUGGGAAACCCUAAUGCUCAUGGUGGAGGAUUCGGCCAUCCGGGGCCUUACGGACAAUUCGCGCCACAACCGUCUGAGUACCCCGGGGUUGAGGGUGAUAGGAAUCGUAAGAGGCCUAGGGUUGAUGAUUUUGGUUCCGGGGACUUAAAUCCAAAUUCUCCAUUGGUCGAUGAGCGGAGAUUGAAGAUGAUUCGUGAUCAUGGCGGCGUAUCGGGUGGAUCGCCUGUUUCAAGGUUUGGGCCCGGUGAGGAUCGGAGGUCGCAUGUUUUAAUGGAGAAUGGCCGAGCUGAGAGUCUUGGAAAUGAACCUCCAUAUCCUUAUACAAGUAAUUCUAAUAACAAUUAUCACCAGCCACAACACCACCAUGGAUAUGGAUCGCAGCAUCAGAAUGUGAACGAACCCAGAUAUUUCCCACGCCCUGGUGGUGAAAUGGGCCAUUUGCAAGGCCCUCAAUUUUUUGGUGGACAGCCUCCCUUGCCUCUUUCUCCACCACCUCCUCUUCCGAUGGACCACCCUCCAGUACCGGCGUCUUCAGAGUUGAGAGUUUAUUCUUCGCACCCACAAAGACCCUCUUCUUUAUUUCCCGUUAGUUCAUCAGCAAUGGCAGCUUUACCUUGUCCACCAAUUCCUGAAACCAAAUCAUUGCCACAAUCUUAUUUCCACAACAGGCCAUACUUGCAUACUAAUACUGGCUUUUCAACGCAGGAAUCACAAGUCAUCCACGGGACAAUGCCAAAGCAGUUUGGGGGAGAGGACCGAUCUUUUUUGCUGAAACAUUCAUCUUCUAGCAAACCAGUUGUUGUUGAUGCUUCUCAAUUAUUUAAGAAGCCACACCGAGCUACCCGUCCUGAUCAUUUUGUGAUAAUUCUUCGAGGACUUCCUGGCAGUGGUAAGAGCUACUUAGCAAAGAUGUUGCGUGAUGUAGAGGUAGAAAAUGGUGGUGCUGCUCCACGAAUUCACUCAAUGGAUGAUUAUUUCAUGACUGAAGUUGAAAAGGUUGAGGAGAGUGAUGCUUCGAAAUCUUCCGGCUCUGUCAGAGGCAAGAAACCAGUCAAAAAGAUAGUGAUGGAAUAUUGCUACGAACCUGAAAUGGAAGGGGCUUAUCGGUCUAGCAUGCUGAAAGCAUUUAAGAAAACUCUGGAGGAGGGAGAUUUCACCUUCAUUAUUGUGGAUGACCGCAAUCUGCGGGUAGCUGAUUUUGCUCAGUUUUGGGCAACUGCAAAGAGUACGGGUUAUGAAGUAUAUGUAUUAGAAGCUUCAUAUAAGGAUCCUGCGGGCUGCGCAGCUAGAAAUGUGCAUGGUUUUACUCUAGAUGACAUACAAAAAAUGUCUCAACAAUGGGAAGAAGCUCCAUCAUUUCACUUGCGACUAGAUGUCAAGUCACUUGUUAAUGGAGAUGAUCUGAAAAAGAGUGGAAUUCAAGAGGUGGACAUGGCCAUGGAUGAUGAAGAUACUGAUGAUAUCCCAUCUGGAUUGCAAGGACAAAAUACUGACUCCAUCGUAGCAUCUUCUAUUGGAGAUAAUGCAUUUGAUGAUUCUUCAAAAGAUGGGAAGAGCUGCCAUGUUGAAGUAGAGAAUGCGACUGAAGUGAAAGACCUAGGUAGGAGUAAAUGGUCUAAUGAAUUAGAUGAAGAUGAUACUGAACAAACUGAAACCAAUAAGGGUAAAUUAAAUGCUCUAUCUGGUCUAAUUCAAGCUUAUGGUAAGGAAGCAAAAUCUGUACGCUGGGGUGACCAGAGUGGCUACUCUGGGUUUUCAUUAAGUGCAACAAAGAAAUCAAAUACCUUGUCCUUAAUAAUUGGACCUGGAGCUGGAUACAAUUUGAAAUCCAAUCCUUUAUCUGAAGACUGCUUCAAGCCAAGAAAGAGUAGUGGUGAACCAAAGCAGCAGAGUGUAUUUCAAGAGCAGCUUCGAGCCGAACACGAAUCAUUUAAAGCUGUUUUUUCCAGAAGGCAGCAGAGGAAAGGGCUUGAUUUGGAGGAGUAUGCAUAGUUUGUGGGAAGGUCCAAAUUUGUUUUCUUCAAAUGAAAUGUUGUUCCAUAUUUUUGUUUCCAUUCUUUUAUACAGGUUGAUGUAGCUGUUUGUAGUUGCGGAUUAGCUCUUGAAACAAGCUGGUUCAAUCCCUUACACUUGUAUAUUAGCUCAUUUUGUAGAAACAGUUAUAUAUAUUAUAAAAAAAACACUGAUUUCUUCUUUCAUGAUCA
Molecule: messenger RNA, 2561 nt
Organism: Cannabis sativa
Lineage: Eukaryota; Viridiplantae; Streptophyta; Magnoliopsida; Rosales; Cannabaceae
Exons: 13
Coding region: 148-2349 (733 amino acids)
Biological process (GO): regulation of telomere maintenance
Cellular component (GO): nucleus
Source: RefSeq, a predicted model, not a curated record